AUCAUCAAAUGGCCAGGAACCUUUUGCAGACACACUCUAUUGCUCCCACCCACACUAAAUUUACAGAAGUCAAAAGUUCCUUUUUCAUUUUACAGUUAAACAGUGGGCUUUGUUUAUUUAAUUUUAUCUGAUGCAGUUGAAAGGCCUGUUUGAGCAGUUAGUGCUAUAAGCUUGUGCUAUAUAACAAGAGAGGGAGACAAUUUUUGGUUUUCGUUGACUGAGAGGAAAUUUUGAAACAUUGUGCAAUGGUGCCGCAAAAGUUUUGAAAGGUUGAGAGAGCAUUUUGCCAGCAAAGCAUCUGAGAGUCGGUCUUGGAGAAGAGGUAUCCAUGUUCCAUCCAUACAGAAUGGAGAGCUAUCUCAUUCAGCCUCAGCACACAGAUGAAAUUUACGACCCUGAGAUCUACAGACAUCAAAUUCCAGAAUAUUCAUAUCCAUAUGUCCUAGAUCCAGAAAGCCAGGCAGAACACUGGGACUACCAUGCUCACCCUCAUGUGCACCCUGCAGAGUUUGACAAUCUCCAAGAGAGCAACUUCACAGAGCUCCAGAAUGUGCAGGCUCUCCACCCAUCUGGGCUCUUACGACAUGACACUCUACGAUACGAAGCUGAAAACCUGCUCGAUCCAAAUCUAGCGGCUCAUUCGCAUGUGUUACAGCAACCAGUAACGUUCUUCCCUCGGGCGUUGUAUCAACCACAUAUAUCCCAGCGCAGCUCUGAUGAAGAGGACCAUGGGGCACGAAGUCCGCCACUGGAAGUGUCUGACGAGGAGUGCUUGAGGGAUCGAGUUUCUUACAUCCCAGCAGGAGAGCUGGGUAAUAAAAAGAAGAUCCGCUUGUACCAGUUUCUGUUGGACCUUUUAAGGAACGGCGACAUGAAGGACAGUAUCUGGUGGGUGGACAGAGAUAAAGGGACAUUCCAGUUUUCUUCCAAACACAAGGAGGCUCUCGCACACCGCUGGGGAAUCCAGAAGGGAAACCGCAAGAAAAUGACCUACCAGAAGAUGGCUCGUGCUCUGCGCAACUAUGGCAAAACCGGAGAGGUGAAAAAGAUCAAAAAGAAGCUGACGUACCAGUUUAGUGAUGAGGUGCUGGGCAAGAGUCAUCUAGACAGAAAAGCAUACAUAUAGGCAGGAGGAAUGCUCAAAUACUAGCACUGAAUAAUGUAUAGAUUUAAUCAGUCUUUCUGAUGAGUACUGCUGCACAGUGUGACCGGGUCUUUGAAGGUACUAGUAAAUGCAGCAUAAAGCUAUGGACCACAACCUUCCUUCUAAGACAUGCUGGGGGACCACUUAUUAAGUACAGAAGAAUCACCAUAGAAAGCUCAGUUUGGCUUGUCUGUCUGAAAUAUUUGGAAGGCAAAAUACUCCAAAUUAUCAUGAUGAAAAUAAAGUCAGGGCCGAACACAAUUAUGUGUAAGAUGUUGUUUGUAAAUGGGUAUAGAGAUUUGUGAAUGAAUACUUUUGAAAAGCUGUUAUUGCUGGUGUUCCUUGUUGAGGUGGCCAGAGUUGGAAGUGAAAGUCAUGUGAUACCGUGGUUUAGAGAGACCUUUGAUACACACAAACACACACCUAACAGACAAAGUCAAUAUCAGGAACUAAAAAGAAUUCCUGAUUACAACUACCCUUGGGCCAUUUUAGCCAAAAUAGCUUUAAAAUGUGCAGUUUAUUACAGAUUAAAGUUUAUUCCAAGCUUAAAGUAAUACAGUUUAAUGACUUUAGCUCAGUCUCUCAAAAACUGCAGACAACUCUUGUCUGACCCCUAACUCUUGUGAAUGAAAUACAGACAAACAACAUGUACAAAGCAACCAUAAAGUUGAACUUCACCUCUGAAACCACAAAACCACUACCAGCCACGGGGAACAAUCAUGUACGAUCAUCAAACUCUACAACAUCAUUUUCAAAUGUGCAAACACAUUCAUAAUUUUUGUUCUUAAUUUUUCUUGUAGAAUUUCUUUUUUGUCAUUCUGGUUUAUUGUGUCUUUUUGAUAGAAAGUAUGAUAGUUUUCCUGUGUACGCAACACAAAUAUGAAAAACAAACCCAUAGUUUUUACAUUAAGACUUUAAAUCCAUGGGUAAACAGAUUGACUGCUUCUUUUCAAAGGUACCAAAGUCAGUCAGAUGAACUUAGUGAUAGAAAUUGCAUCUCUGAAAUGUAAAAGCAAGCUGGGAUUUUUUCAGCUAUUUGGAAUCUGGAGCAAUAAGUUCCAGCAGGUUACAUCUGCUUUUGUUUUGUAGCUUCAUAUUAAAUGUACAAGCAGCAGCUGUAUGACUCUUUUCUUCGAGCUCAUGGUAUGAGAGGGAUUUGACUUGUUCGCUGCCUGUUUAGUAGAUAUGAUUAAAAGCAUUAAGGAAAAGAAACAGAGCCCUCUCUUGGGUGGGGUGGAUGUAGGCAUGUUGACAUCCCCUAUGCAAUUUUAAGUGUGGGUGCACAAAUAUAUGGUAGACGUUCACACUCUGUUUGGAAAUAUCUGAUAUAUUUUCAAAACUAAAUUCUGCUUCAUGUCAUUCAACCGCAGCAAUGACAUUCAACUUCUUUGUCAUGCUGAACAUGUACAAGUUCUCUUGUAAUGUUUUUACUACUGUUUGUAUAUAUUUAAACUGGAUUUUUUAACAAUAUAUUUAAAACAGAAUAUUAGGUUUGAUAUGAUGGUUUAGAAGACCAUAUAUGAAACGCUGUAUGUUACAAUUGCAAAUCGCAUGUACAAAGUAAAUAAAUUGUCCGUCACCUUAUCUGUAUUGUGCUUCUUGCAAAGAUAAUUGUGAUGUGAUUUGGGCAAACACUGGAGAUAAAACACAAAGAAGAAGAAACACAAAGUCUAUAUAAAGUUGAAUUGUGUUAGACACAGAGAUUAAGUGACAUCUCUCAUUACAACUGAAAAGAUAAUCGUUCAACUAUGAGGAACUAUGAGGUUAAUAUGGGGCUGGGGAGGUGAAGUCACUUGUCACCAAGUACUUAUAUCUGCGUGUGUAUACUGACACACCGCAGCCACCAGUUCCCCUGUUCAUAGAGGGUAUAAAGAACCCACUAUGCUGAAAGUUACACAACUACAAUUUUUAUGUUAUAUCACUGAGUGGGCAAUGCAGUCCUCUGUUCAUGUGUUUUCUCUUUGUUUUUCAUUUCCUAGAACAAAACAUUUUUUAGCAAACUGUCUAAAGUCAACCUAUAAAAUGCUUACUGACUUCUCCGUUUCCACACACAUCCUUUUUUAACUGAGAAAAUAGGAACUAAAUUUAUUUAUCAUGUCAGAAUCAAGUAUGUCAAAGGCAAAUUUUGUCAUAGAUAGAUGCUCCUGUAUGUGAAAUAUUAACAUAUGUAAUGUGUUACUGAGGGUAGCAGAUUUAAAUAUGUAUAAUGUGUGAAAUUAGAUAUUUAGAAACUGUGUUUUAUGGCAUAUUAAAAAUUUGUAUUGACGUUG
Messenger RNA from Oreochromis aureus, 3414 nucleotides. It is a transcript of the gene spi1b, whose product is annotated as Spi-1 proto-oncogene b. The transcript has 5 exons. Gene Ontology annotation, molecular function: DNA-binding transcription factor activity, RNA polymerase II-specific; sequence-specific DNA binding. Gene Ontology annotation, cellular component: nucleus. NCBI's taxonomy places the organism in Eukaryota, Metazoa, Chordata, Actinopteri, Cichliformes, Cichlidae. Bases 329 to 1126 code for a protein of 265 amino acids. The record is from RefSeq and is a predicted model, not a curated record. Gene Ontology annotation, biological process: cell differentiation; regulation of transcription by RNA polymerase II.